Messenger RNA from Pipistrellus nathusii (Nathusius's pipistrelle), 1062 nucleotides. The record is from the annotation of a GenBank genome assembly. NCBI's taxonomy places the organism in Eukaryota, Metazoa, Chordata, Mammalia, Chiroptera, Vespertilionidae.
AUGAGGCUCCUCGGCUGGUGGCAGGUGCUGCUGUGGGCGCUGGGGCCUCCCGCCCACGGCCAGGGAGUUGCAGAGGAAAGUGGUCACAUAUGGUCAGGGGAGGAGCAGCCGGACCCUGCUCUCCAGAUGGGGACUGUGUACAUGAGUGAAGAGGAGCCUUCCCGUGGCCCAGUGGUCCUGGACACGUCAGCAGAAGAAGCUGAUGCAGUGCUGGGGCUGGACAGCGAGGGCAACCACAUGGUGAUGCUGUCUGUGAUUCCCGGGGAAGCCGGUGACAAACUGAGCUCGGAGCCCAGCAUCGGCACCUGUGCGGCUGGAAGGGAGGAAGACUCACCAUGCCACCUCCCAGAGAGCCUCUUUUCUCUGGACAGCGAUGGAGACACCUUCCCGGACAGAGAAGAGGUGGAUUACCUGCAGCAUUACACGGAGCCAGAAGCAGUGGAAACUGACCUGGCCCCCACCGAGGACUCCAAUCACACGGACAGCCAGAAAUUCCCCAAGGUCAGCUGUGAGGAGAGAAACGUUACCGGGCUAGAGAAUUUCACCCUGAAAAUUUUAAAUAUGUCCCAGGACCUUAUGGAUUUCCUCAACCCCAAUGGUAGCGACUGCACGCUAGUCUUGUUCUAUACCCCUUGGUGCCGAUUUUCUGCCAGCUUGGCCCCCCAUUUUAAUUCUCUGCCCCGGGCAUUUCCAGCUCUUCAUUUUUUGGCCCUGGAUGCAUCUCAGCAUAGCAGCCUUUCCACCAGGUUUGGCACUGUAGCUGUUCCUAACAUCUUGUUAUUUCAAGGAGCUAAACCAAUGGCUAGAUUUAAUCAUACAGACAGAACAUUGGAAACACUGAAAAUCUUCAUUUUUAACCAGACAGGUAUAGAAGCCAAGAAAAAUGUGGUGGUAACUCAAGCUGACCAAAUAGGCCCUCUUCCCAGCACUUUGAUAAAAAGCGUGGACUGGUUGCUUGUAUUUUCCUUAUUCUUUUUAAUUAGUUUUAUUAUGUAUGCUACUAUUCGAACUGAGAGCAUUCGGUGGCUAAUUCCAGGACAAGAGCAGGAACAUGUGGAGUAG